Talaromyces marneffei is the source of this 1620-nucleotide messenger RNA. RefSeq lists its product as uncharacterized. Gene Ontology annotation, cellular component: nucleus. The transcript has 2 exons. Lineage: Eukaryota; Fungi; Ascomycota; Eurotiomycetes; Eurotiales; Trichocomaceae. Gene Ontology annotation, biological process: positive regulation of transcription by RNA polymerase II. Gene Ontology annotation, molecular function: DNA-binding transcription factor activity, RNA polymerase II-specific; transcription cis-regulatory region binding; zinc ion binding. The record is from RefSeq and is a predicted model, not a curated record. The coding region runs from base 1 to 1620 and encodes 539 amino acids.
AUGCGUUCCGAGAAACGAUCACGACGAGGCUGCAAACAGUGUCGUGCAGGCCACCACAAAUGCGACGAAACAUCACCUUCAUGUCGUCGGUGCCAAAAUCGCGGAUUCGUGUGCGACUAUGGGUCGAUUCCUAUCAAAUGGUGCAAUGUUCGCACAGUUCAGUCCAGUCGUCGACAGCAUGUCUCACGGGCCGUGUCAACGGAACAACAGUCUUGUUCCGCUUCGCUUACAGCGCAUCUUUCCAAUGCCAGGGAUGACGAUCAAUUUGCUAAUCAUGCCUACAAUGACAUAUCUCCUGCUUCACUGUUACCAGAGAGCCCAGCUGCUUUGCCGGAAAAACGAAGAGGGUCGGUCUGUUUAUUUGAACGGCCAGAAGAAGUAGCACUGUAUACAUACUAUGUGAACCGAGUCGCCGGUGAGCUUCAGGGUCAUGAUGGAUUUCAUAAUCCAUAUCGAAAAUUAUCCGUUCUCAGUCUCAGUUUUCCAGUAUUAUUGCGAUCGAUCCUGUCCUGCGCUGCGGAACACAUGCGAAGCCUCGAUCUUUGUCCAGCACCGCUGGCUGUAGAACUUCACGAUCAAGCAAUUCGCGCAAUUCGUUUGGAGCUAGCUACGUGGAAUUCUCAUAGAACGACACCGACGUCGAAUAGCGGUCUCCCCAUCUCUGUUGGUAUGACGGCGGAUGAAUCGCUUUUGGCUGCAGUUUUGUUGCAACCAGGUGCCAUUGCUUUCAGUGGGAGUGCUCCCAUCUCAGUGCACACGCAUUUGGAGAUUGGAUUCCAUAUGUUGACUGAUCUGGGAUACCUAAGGAGUUCCGAAACCUUGAAGUCUGCUAUCCCGAAAUUCCUCCUGCAACGGUUUGCAAUUGUCGAUCUCGGAAUCUGCGUAUGGCAUCGACGGAGACCGCGAAUCCCGGUGAACACAUGGCUUGUUGGAUCUGCUAAUAUCACUACCAAGGAUGACGCAAUCCACGAUACCUUUGACGAUAUUCAGCCUUCAUUUCGUGAGAUGGCGGGCUGUCCUUAUAAUGUUUAUACCUUCCUCAACCGUGUCAUGCACCUCGCUGCUGACAUGUCUUGCUCACCAAGUCCGCAGUCGCAGCGAGUCAUCUACCAGGAGGCAAUAACACUAGAAACAGAAAUCCGCACAUACGAACUCAGAAUUAGCAGUCCCAAUCAAAACAGAAGUCCCCAAAGUGUACCCAUGGAUGCAGUUCGUCGUGCCUUCACCCAUGCCGCCUUAAUUUUACUUCUCCGGCGGGUCUUUCUUGAGCCAUCAUCAUCUCCCAGGGUUCAAAACAGUGUUGAAAUAAUUUUCACUCUUAUGGAUAAUAUUCCAGUCACGCAAAAACGCACAUCCACCAGGGCAGAAGAUGUCUAUUCUGGGAUCGACUCCGCUGCUGGUCUUCCAUUCUAUCUAGCGGCACGUGAAGCACUCACUCUUGAAAUGCAGCAAAUUAUUAGGGAGAAACAUGAGAAAUGGAGGGAGGUAUAUCCAAACCCAGCUAGAAUUCAGCUAAUGGAGGUGGCCGAGAGGCUCUGGUUGCAACGAGUAAAAGACCCUUCCUUUAGUGAAAAGGCCUGCGAGGAGAUAGAGACUUCGUGCGAUGCAUACAUCUUUUAA